Brenthis ino (lesser marbled fritillary) is the source of this 1494-nucleotide messenger RNA. Lineage: Eukaryota; Metazoa; Arthropoda; Insecta; Lepidoptera; Nymphalidae. The record is from the annotation of a GenBank genome assembly.
AUGUUGCUGACGGUCGUUGUUAUAUUAUUAGUAAUUGGGAUUUUACUUUAUUUGGAUUCAUCGAAGCCUAAGAGAUUUCCGCCGGGACCAAAAUGGCUACCUAUUAUAGGAAGUGCCUUGGAAGUAAACAAAAUUCGGGAAAAGACUGGCUAUUUAUAUAAAAGUCUAAAGGAAUUGUCUAAGCUUUAUAGCGAUGAUGGCCACCUACUUGGUCUUAAAAUAGGAAAAGAUCGAAUAGUGAUGGUUAAUUCAGUUGAAGCUAAUAAAGAGAUGCUUUACAACGAAGAUAUUGACGGACGACCUAAAGGAAUAUUUUAUCAAACUCGCACUUGGGGUGAAAGGAUAGGUGUUCUGUUGACCGAUGGCGAUACAUGGAGAGAGCAAAGAAAAUUUCUUAUAAAGCAUCUAAAAGAAUUUGGGUUUGGAAGAAGGGGCAUGGGUGAAAUAGCUUUUUAUGAAGCUGGCCAUAUGGUUAAAGAUGUCACAAAUCUUAUGGAUAACAAUAAUAGUGCCAUCGUUCAAAUGCACAAUUUUUUCAGUACCUAUAUAUUGAAUACUUUAUGGACAAUGAUGGCUGGGAUACGAUACCAGCGAGAUGAUCCUGAGAUGAUAUUAUUACAAAAUAUCUUAUUUGACUUGUUUGCAGCCAUUGAUAUGGUCGGUUGUGUUUUCAGUCAUUUUCCAAUACUAUCUAUUUUGGCGCCAAAGUCCUCAGGCUAUACUGAUUUUGUAAAUACUCACAAAAGAAUUUGGAAAUUCCUUCGUGAUGAAAUUACUAAACAUAAAAUGAGGUUUGAUCCUAGUAAUGAAGACAAAGACUUUAUGGAUGUUUAUAUAAGAGUUUUAAAGGAACACGGCGAAAUCGAUACCUAUUCAGAAGGACAACUAGUGGCAACUUGCAUGGACAUGUUCAUGGCUGGUACGGAAACGACUAGUAAGAGCAUGAGUUUUUGUUUCAGCUACCUUGUUAGAGACCAAGAAGUGCAAAAGAAAGCACAAGAAGAAAUUGAUAGGGUUGUUGGAAAAGAUCGUAUGCCAUGCCUUGAUGAUCGACCAAAUAUGCCAUACUGUGAGGCUGUCAUACAUGAAUGUAUUCGUCAUUUUAUGGGAAGGACGUUUGGAGUACCACAUCGAGCUUUGCGUAAUACAACCCUAGCAGGCUAUCAUAUACCUAAAGAUACGAUGGUGGUCAGUAACUUUCCGAAUAUAUUGAUGGAUGAGGAAUUAUUUCCGGAACCUUACGGAUUUAAGCCGGAGAGAUUUAUAAGCGAAGGCAAGAUAUGCCUACCAGAUUAUUUUUUCCCCUUCGGCUUAUCAAAACAUCGAUGUAUGGGAGAUAUUUUGGCAAAAUGUAAUAUUUUUGUUUUCACUACGACUAUGCUGCAGAAAUUUACGUUCUUGCCAGUACCAGGGGAACCGUUACCUUCGUUAGACCACGUGGACGGCGCCACGCCCUCUGCGGCUCCUUUUAGUGCUCUUGUAGUAACGAGAAUG